AUGGGUAUUUUACCGUUAAGGAAUUAUUAUCCCAUCCAUCUCAUCAGCUCACAGCCCAGCAGUGAAAGGCACGCCGGUCUCCGGCAGCCACUCCCGGCCCGCAAUAAGUCCCGCCACCGAGAAUCGGGCUGCCUCCUCCACGCUCAUAUUCCGACGGUAACCGGGCCACCUUACCCGACCCCCCAUGUCCGCCCCCGGCCCAAAAUUCCGAUACUCCCCAUAAUACAAACUGGCCAGGGCAAAAUCGGAGUCACCCCAAGCGGACCACCCCUCAGGCGCCACCAGCUCAUCAAGAUAGGUCUUCAUGACCACGGUCCUCGAGUCCGGGUCGGGCACGACCCUGCAGCGGUGGAUGGAUAUGCCCGUGUUCUGGAACGGGUCGCCCCGCCCCUGGGCUGUCACCAUGUUGGCCUGGCCCGGGAGGGGUCGGCGGACGUAGAUGACGCAGUUCUGGAGGACGGCGGCUGCAUUGCCGAAGAUGAUGUCUAUGGUACCGUAGAUGAGGCACGACUUGUAAAACUGGCGUUGGGAUUGGACGUAGAGGGUGUCCUGAAGACCGAGAGGUCGGAGGCCGAGCGGAGGGCCACCGCCUGGCCCUUGUUGGGACCCGCUGUGUUGCGGAAUGUGAUCCCGCGGGCCAUGAACCCGGGGCCGUCCACUCCUGAGAAUUGGGAGAAGUUUAGUAUCAACGAGGGCUUUACCCACGGUGGCGGAGCUAUAGGUCGUGAACCCGUCCAACACGCUCCUAUUUCCCGUGAUCACCGUGUACCUCACCCCUUCCCCCACCAACGUCACGUUUGCCAUCGUCCGGUUCACGACCACGUUCUCCUCGUACACCCCUCUCCUCACGUAAACCACCACCCUCCCUUCCUCCCCGAUCCUCCUCCUCCCCACCGCAUACUCUAUCCCCUCCUGCACCGUCCCGAAAUGCCCCUUCCCAUCCUUCGACACCACCACCCCCUCCCUCAAUGCCAGCUCAGCAUCCCCACCCAUAAUCAGCUUCCGCUCCCUCCUCGUCACCCACCCGGGGAACGUCCCGAAUCCUCCCGAGUGGGCCCCACCGGCUGCGAGGCUGUUGCUUAUCAUCUCCGACACGUUGUGCCGGCCCGAAAGGACGGGGGACGAGAACCGGGUCAGUUUUCAGUUGAGUUUGAAGAAAUCAAUACAAUUGUUGUUAUCAAAAUCCACGUCUGGGCGUCGGGGCCCGCAGAGGUCCUCCGCAAAGCGGCGGUUAGUUGGGCGAUCGUGUCGUCUAGGAGGCCGAUGCAUUCCCGGCACACGAGCUUUCUGCGUCUGCUCUUGCUGCGGCAGCCGAGCCGAGCGGCAUGGGCCCGGGCCUCGGUGGCCCGGGCCAGGGCGGCCCGGAUGGUUAGGGAACGGAACUCGUCGAUGGAUAAGGGCUCGGAUUUGGCCGUGAUCAGGCGGUUGCAAGGGCCUGGGUGGGGCGCGGUGUGGCACCACCAGCUGAUGUCCUUUUUGGUGGUUUUGUCUGUGUUGGGGAGUGUUGUUUGUUUGGAGGGUAAUAUGAAAGGAAAGGAGAAAAGGAGGAAGAAGAGAAGUGAUGACGGGAUCCCUAUUCCCUGUGACAGGAUCACGGCUAUUUCACUCGAGGCUGCAAUUAGUAGUGAAAAGAUUAGCCAUGAGGGUGAUUUUUCUCUUUUCCAGGAGGGAUAG
Molecule: messenger RNA, 1674 nt
Organism: Striga asiatica
Lineage: Eukaryota; Viridiplantae; Streptophyta; Magnoliopsida; Lamiales; Orobanchaceae
Source: the annotation of a GenBank genome assembly